CAUGUCCCUCAUUUACUAUGUUGUGUGUCCUUAGCUGUCAGUCCAGUGUCUGUUCCUGGAUGUGAGAUAGAGCUGGCAGAGAGCUUUCCUCAGGAAAGAGUAGAUGCURCAGCACUGCUGAAAGAUAUUUCCUCCACUGAAAAGGGAAUACACCACAGUAGUCUCUAGCUACAGUGCAGGAGCCAGUCAUGGCGCUGCGYCCACGGGCUUCCUCCCAGCCUGGGAAACCUUCGUUCUUACAGAGCCCCAAGGUGGUCAUGGCUCUGCGGCCCAGGGCCGUGUCCUCUCACUCAAGCUCCAUGCUGGAGGAUGAGCUAACCUGCUCUGUGUGCUGCGAGAUCUUCAGGGACCCUGUGGUGCUCAAGUGCACCCACAGCUUCUGCCGGGCCUGCCUGCAGCAGUUCUGGAACCAGAAGAAGGCGAGGCGCGAGUGUCCYGUGUGYCGCAGGAAGUGUUCCCUGACGGARCCCACAGUGAGCCUGGCUCUGAAGAACGUGGCCGAUACCUUCUUCAGGGAGCAGAGGAGCCAGGGCGAGGCGGGCGGAGGGCCGGACAGAGGGGGCAUCCCAGUGAAGUCUGAGGCAAAGUGCCACACACACGGGGAGGUGCUGAAGMUGUUCUGCCAGGACGAUGCCGAGGUGCUCUGCUGUGUGUGUCACACGUCUAAGAGGCACCAGGGCCACUGUGUGAUCCCACUGGAGGAGGGGGCCCAGGAGCUCAAGGAAGAAAUGAAGAAAGAAUUGAUCCCUCUGAAGAAGAGCCUCCGUGGCCUCUAUGAAGCCAAGCAGGAGUGUGAUGACACAACUGUGCACAUGAAGAGCCAGACCCAGCAGACAGAGAAUCAUAUCAGAGAGGAGUUUGAGCAGCUCAGGCAGUUCCUUCAGAAUGAGGAGGAAGCCAGGAUAGCUAUCCUACAGGAGGAAGAUGAGCAGAAGAGACAUCUGGUGAGGAAGAAGACAGAGGGCAUCACGGCAGACAUCCUCACCGUCUCUCAUGCCAUCAUCGCUAUUGAUAAUGACAUAGCCUCCAGUGAUGCUCUUUUCCUCCAGAACUACAGAAACACAAAGAAGAGAGCUGUGAUACCUCAGAAGGGUCCAGAGGAGAUCUCAGGUGCUAUGAUCAACGUGGCGAAGCAUGUCAGCUCCCUCAAGUACAAGGUCUGGGAGAAGAUGGUGGGGCUGGUGGAGUACACUCCUGUGACUCUGGAUCCUAACACGGCCUACUCCUGGCUCUCUCUGAACAAGGACCUGACCAGUGUGACCAACAGUGGUCAUGUGCAGGUGCUCCCAGACAACCCAGAGCGUUUUGACCACUUCGUGUUCGUCCUGGGCUCUGAGGGCUUCACCACCGGCUGCCACGCCUGGGAGGUAGAGGUGGGGGACAAGGACGACUGGAUGCUGGGUGUGGUCAAGGAGUCCAUCAACAGGAAGGGCCGGAUCUCAGGCUGCCCUGAGGGMGGCUUGUGGAUGAUCUCCCACUGCGAGGGUGAGUAUAUGGCCAUGACCCGGCCACGCACCCCUCUCAAACUGACAGGGGAGCUGAAGAGGGUCAGGGUGCAGCUGGACUACGACUCUGGGGAGGUGACCUUCUCCAACCCUGUUAAUAUGACCAGYAGCAGCUCUGCUCUCACCUCAGCUCUGAGCCCGUCUAGGUCUCGGCAGCAGGCUAAUAACUGUCAGACCGGCCAGGGAGACUCCACCAUCUUUUUAACCAUCUCCAAACCCAGGCCUCGGUCCGCCUCCGCCUCCGCCUCCGCCUCCGCCUCCGCCUCCGCCUCCGCCUCCUCCUCCUCCUCCUCCUCCUCUCACCCUCACUCUUCUUCUGACUCCUUCCAUUUUGGUUGA
This is a messenger RNA of Salvelinus sp. IW2-2015, 1844 nucleotides long. RefSeq names its product E3 ubiquitin-protein ligase TRIM35-like. NCBI's taxonomy places the organism in Eukaryota, Metazoa, Chordata, Actinopteri, Salmoniformes, Salmonidae. Gene Ontology annotation, molecular function: protein binding; zinc ion binding; ubiquitin protein ligase activity. The record is from RefSeq and is a predicted model, not a curated record. Gene Ontology annotation, biological process: protein ubiquitination. Gene Ontology annotation, cellular component: cytoplasm.